ACGCCUCUGGAGUGAAUGGAGCACGCCGCGCGUAAAGUCCGACCUGCAGCGGAUCCAAACUUUAAUUUAAACUUUAUUUCGAGUAUUUAUUCGACAAUAUUGGUUCGUUCUUAGUCGAAUAAAUGCAGCCAUGACGCGUGAGGAAGAUCUCAUCCGGAUUGCAAAAAAACUGGACAAGAUGGUGUCUAGAAAUAACACGGAGGGCGCCAUGGACCUGCUGAAGGAACUGAAAGGUUUUAAUAUGACACUAAAACUUCUGCAGGAAACUAGGAUAGGCAUGUCUGUGAAUGGUAUCAGGAAGCACUGCACAGAUGAGGAAGUCAUUGCCUUGGCAAAAGUCCUCAUUAAAGACUGGAAGAGACUUCUGGACUCUGAGAAACCCUCUGAAAGGAACAACGGUUUGGACUCCAGCAAAACAACGGUGUCUCCAAACAGCUCCCCUCCUGAGACAAAAGGCAGCCACAGGAGACUGGAUGUCAAACCUGAACAUGACUCAGAUCCUGACAAAAAACACUCAGAUAAAAACAGAAAAGAAAAACAUAAUGACGAGCACAAAAACAAAAAGACACACGUAGAUGACCUCUGGGAUGAAAAGCACCAGGAGGAGCCCCAGCAUGACAAACAGCCCAAAGAAAUCAGAAAAGAGAAGCAUUUAGAAGAAUCCAAACAACAAAGACCUGCAGAGGAUGCCCAACUGCAGAUAGAUAACAAGAAACAGAAGCAUGUGCAAGACCUGCAGAUUGAGAAACUCAAGCCAGAACCAAGGAAAGAAAGGCCGUUAGAAGAACCAAAAAAGAUGAGACACGUGGAAGAAGUCAAAAAAGACAAACGCCCAGAGGAGCCCAGAAAGCACAGCUACACAGAUGACAUGAAGAAGUACAAACACAGAGAAGACAGCAGACGUGAGAGGCCAAUAAACACACUGCAACGAGAGAGGCUGCCGAGUGAGAAGCCUGCUGACGCUCACAGACCAAUAUUUGAAAGGAGAGGAGUGUUGGACAGCACUAUUCUGUAUCCCACCCGGUUCCCCUCUCCUCCUCGACCUGCUCGGCCUCCUCCCCCGACCAAACGCCUCUCUGUGGACAUGAAAAAAGACAGGAAGGACGGUAAAGACUCUUCCUCCCAACAUCCUCGUCCUCAUGCACCUCGACCCGCCUCUCCUCCGGCUAAGCGACCUUUACAGGAAGUGAAGAAAGAGAGGAAAGUUCCGCCGGAACCAAAUGCUCCAAUUCCUCCUCUUCCUCUGCAUCUUCAUCCGCCUCCACCAAGAAAAGAGCCCCCUGAUCCCAACGCUCCUCUUCCUCCACUUCCUUUUCACCUUCACCCCCCGCCUCCCCCGAAGCGUCCCUCACAGGACGGGAAAAGGGACAGCAGGAAGGAGUGUUCCGACUCUAAACCUCCUUCACAGAAGAAGACGUCAGAUCAUGUGAAGAAAGACAGGAAAGACUCAUCGGAUAGCAAAGUGCCUAAAAAACACUCAGAUGAAGCCAAGAGAGACAGGAAAGAUUCAUGUGACUCUAAACCGCCGCAUCCCAAAAAGCCCAGUGUGGAUAUCAAAAAAGAAAAACACAGAAAGGACUCCUGCGACUUGAAGCCUGGCCAGCCUGUGAAACGUCACUCAACUGACUCCAAACCUGACAGGUGGGACUGGCGGGAAUCCACUGAUUCAAAGAAAACUAGCUCGCCACCAGCAAAGAAGCUAUCAGCUGAAAGGAGAGAGUCUCACGGCUCCAAGACCUCUCAUCCUGGACCUCCACAGCGGAAGCCCUCUACUGACAGCAUUGAAAGAAAGGGCAAAGUUGAUGCCCCUAAAACCCCCACAACCCCGACCAGCCCCAUGUCACCCAGCUUCAGUUCUGCCGGGGGUCCACUGCCUCCUCAUCUCGCAACCGGAGACUCUGUCAGAGACAAGUGCAUUGAGAUGCUGGCAGCUGCCCUGCGCACAGACAAUGACUACAAAGAUUUUGGAACUAACUGUGACAGCAUGGCGGCAGAGAUUGAAGAUCAUAUCUACCAGGACAUAAAGGCCACUGAUAUGAAAUACAAAAACAGAGUCCGCAGCCGCAUCAGCAACUUAAAGGACCCAAAAAACCCUGGGCUUCGCAGAAAUGUUCUCGCAGGAAGCAUUGAAUUAAGCCGCAUCGCCACCAUGUCUUCUGAGGAAAUGGCCAGUGACGAGCUGAAACAGCUGAGGAACGUUCUCACCCAGGAGGCCAUCAGGGAACACCAAAUGGCCAAAACUGGUGGCACCACCACUGACCUGCUGCAGUGCGGCAAGUGCAAGAAGAAGAACUGCACCUACAACCAGGUGCAGACACGCAGUGCUGAUGAGCCAAUGACCACAUUUGUUCUGUGUAAUGAGUGUGGAAACCGCUGGAAGUUCUGCUGAUGCCUUCCAGGUGAAACUACGAUUUAUUUUCCUGAGCAUAUUGAACUGCAUAUUUUCUGUAAUGGGAGGGAGUUUAUAAAUUAUUGCAGCUUGUGAUUUAAACAGAUCAGUAGGGUUCUUAUAAUUUGUACUUGAUAUUUUGAGAUUUUUAAGCAUGUGCUAAUAAUCCGGGUUUGCUUUUUGUGGAAUUAAACACUGAGCAUGAAUGCCAGUUUGAUGACUGAACAAUGAGUGAUGAUCACGGCGCUGCCAUGAUCGAAAAACUACCCAGUUAAUAUGCUGUGUCAUAUUACAGCUGUUCACUUUGUAUAUAUCUAAUUCUAAUAAAACUGCAUAAAUCAUCAGUAUGAUGGCUUUUUAAACUCACAUAUAAUAAAAGAUUUUGACAAUCA
Messenger RNA from Micropterus dolomieu (smallmouth bass), 2781 nucleotides. It is a transcript of the gene tcea3, whose product is annotated as transcription elongation factor A (SII), 3. Gene Ontology annotation, cellular component: nucleus. Gene Ontology annotation, molecular function: nucleic acid binding; zinc ion binding. The record is from RefSeq and is a predicted model, not a curated record. Gene Ontology annotation, biological process: transcription elongation by RNA polymerase II; DNA-templated transcription. NCBI's taxonomy places the organism in Eukaryota, Metazoa, Chordata, Actinopteri, Centrarchiformes, Centrarchidae. The transcript has 21 exons. The coding region runs from base 131 to 2389 and encodes 752 amino acids.